Asparagus officinalis (garden asparagus) is the source of this 1180-nucleotide messenger RNA. Its product is annotated as 26S proteasome non-ATPase regulatory subunit 8 homolog A. The record is from RefSeq and is a predicted model, not a curated record. Bases 87 to 890 code for a protein of 267 amino acids. NCBI's taxonomy places the organism in Eukaryota, Viridiplantae, Streptophyta, Magnoliopsida, Asparagales, Asparagaceae. The transcript has 6 exons. Gene Ontology annotation, cellular component: proteasome regulatory particle; cytosol; proteasome regulatory particle, lid subcomplex. Gene Ontology annotation, biological process: proteasome-mediated ubiquitin-dependent protein catabolic process.
UACUCCAACGAUGAGCCCAUAAAUCAAGGGGGAAAAAGGGUAAAAUCGAAGCAGAAAUUAAAUUCGAAAUAGGAAAAAAAAAAUCAAUGGAUCCCCAGCUCAACGAAGUCUCUCAGGUCUUCGCUCGAUUCAAGGCCGCCUUCACUAGGAACGAUUUCAGCACGUGCUCUGAUCUCCUCUCCCGGCUAAAGGUCCUCUUGACCAAGUUUUCUAGCCUGCCACCAUCUUUUCAGCAGACACCUAACGCAGUUCAGGAGCUGACUCUAGCAAGAGAUAUUUAUGAACAUGCAGUUGUUUUAAGUGUGAAAAUCGAAGAUCAAGAUGCAUUUGAAAGAGACUUCUUUCAGCUGAAACCUUACUAUACUGAUACAUGUGGUGUUCUUCCUCCAUCACCCCAAGAGUACCCAAUCUUGGGGCUUAACCUUCUGAGGCUCCUUGUGCAAAAUAGGAUUGCUGAAUUCCACACAGAACUUGAGCUGCUUCCAGCUAGUGCAUUAGAAAACCCUUGCAUCAAGCAUGCUGUUGAAUUGGAGCAGUCUUUCAUGGAAGGUGCUUACAACCGCGUAUUGAGCGCCAGACAGACUGUUCCACAUGAGACUUAUGUUUAUUUCAUGGAUCUUCUUGCAAAGACAGUGAGAGAUGAGAUAGCUGGUUGCAGUGAAAAAGCUUAUGAUUAUUUGUCAAUUAGCAAUGCAAAGAAAAUUUUGAUGUUCUCCUCUGAUGAAGAACUUUCUCGAUAUAUCAUGGAGGAACACCCCGAGUGGGAGAUCAAGAAUGGAUGUGUUUACUUUCAGAAAGCAAAGGAAACUCAACCAUGCAAGGAAAUACCAUCGCUGCAGCUAAUCAAUCAAACCUUGAACUAUGCAAAAGAACUGGAGAGGAUAGUUUGAGAGAGAAAUAAACUUAAAGACGCCAUUUGUGUUCUCUUUGGAUGUACUCUUAUUAUUUUGUCAUUCACAAGAAGUUUACUGCUUGUUUAAUCGGCAUAAGUACUUUUGCAAGGCAUCUGUUUGUUUUCCUUGCAUUAGAAUAGCACGUUCUUGGAGUCCAGGGAUUGAAGUAGGUUCGAAUGCGUCCCCAUGUAACUUUGGUGAGAUCUCCGGAUUAUUUGCAGAAUUCUGUCCUGAUUCAUCAGAUGAAAGUUUCAUCGCUUAGAAAUGAUAUUUUGAUAUUCCCUUCA